AUGUCUUUCAGUGGGGACACUCUGAAACCUCCGCUGCUUGAGCACAUAGCGGAGAUGCAGCGGAAAAUACAUCUUCUGGAGCGCGACAGAAGCGCUUUCUAUGAGAGCUCUCAGUCCAGCAUCAAGGAGAACACGGAGAACAUCCGGAAGCUGAGGCAGGACAACAAGAGGCUGUACAGGAAGCUGGCCGAGGUUCACACAGGUGAUGAUCAUGUCAUCAAAGAGGCCUUCCACAGCAGAGGGAUGGAGAAGAGCGCCUACCGCAACAUGUCAGGCAAGGCCGCUGUGACAACAGUAGAACAGAGCAUGUUGACGAAGAAGAAGCGUCUCAAUGCCCUCAAACACACAACCCAGACCUACCAGCAGCGCCUUGAGGAGCUGAGGGUGGUUCAGCAGAGACUGAAACCUGAGGGCAGCCGUGGAGCACAGUCCUCUGAUGCUCGCACCCGGAAGAAAGAGGAAGAUGCCAUGAACCUGCGGGCACUGGAAAACAGUCUGGAGAAGACAAAGUUUAAGUGCAAGGAGGCUGACAACAUCACGACUAACUAUCUGAAACUCAAAGGUCACCUGCAGGACGAGAGUCUGACUUUCCAGGGCCAGCUGGACGGUCUGGAGGCAGAAAUCCUGAGGCACAGGAAGGAGCUUCACAGCCUGCAGGUCUUGAACAACGACGCCCAGCUCUCUAAAGAAGCUGCUAAGGCUGAGUUACAGCAGCUGGAGGAACUGCUCUGCAAGGAACGCAAAGAGAGAGAGAGUAUUAUCGCCAGCUACAGGAAGAAAGUUGAGGAGCACAGGGCCCAGGCUGAAAAGGUCGAUAGAAGGACACAGAGAACAACUAUGCAGCCAGAUGAGCUGAGCAGUGAGGCCCAGCGCAGCACCACCAGGAUGGCAGCUGAAGAGGAGAGGGUCACCUCCACUUUUGAGGAGGCCUUCCAACGCAUCAAGGAGGCCACUGGAGUCACAGACAUACGGGAGAUAGUGGAGCGCUUCAUCUCGCAAAAGGAGACACAACAACAUCUGGAGAAGCUGAAGGGAGAGAAUGAUAAAGUCCUGCUGCAGCUGAAGGAGCAAAAGGAGCUGCUGAACCAACAGUUUCAGGACAUGAAAUAUUCUGGAGAGGCUAAACUCUCCGGUGACCAACAGAUGCUGGAGGAGUGCAGGCAGCAGCUGCAGGCUCAGCAGCAGAGGUGCAGAGCAGCUAAAGAGAGACUGGAUUGGCUUGUUAAAACGCUCAGUACCAUCCGAGCCGGAGUGGAGCACCUGGCCGACAAACUUCAACACAUCACACUGGGCGAGGACCAAGCGGCGGAGGCGUCUCCACACUCAGAUGAGUAUGUGCUGCGGCUGAUGACCCAGUGCGAUCGGAAGCUGAACUUACUUCAGGACGACCUCCAAGGAAAAGAUCUCGCCGGUAUCAUGAAGGAGAUGGAGGAAGAGGAGUUCCACGUCAGGAUUGAAGGGAAACUACCGGCUUACAACACCCGAGUCAAGCUCCCUGAGGACCAAAGACUUGACCUCCUCGAUGACGAGGAGGAGAGUGAAGAGGACGAGGCUGAUAUCAUCUCACGUGAGGCGCUGAAGCGUCAGUCUCAGCUGAUCGUUGACGCCAAGUCCAAGAAGAAAACCUGGAAGAAUAAGGGAAAGUUAUGA
Messenger RNA from Limanda limanda (common dab), 1650 nucleotides. It is a transcript of the gene odad3, whose product is annotated as outer dynein arm docking complex subunit 3. NCBI's taxonomy places the organism in Eukaryota, Metazoa, Chordata, Actinopteri, Pleuronectiformes, Pleuronectidae. The transcript has 13 exons. The record is from RefSeq and is a predicted model, not a curated record. Gene Ontology annotation, biological process: cilium movement; outer dynein arm assembly. Bases 1 to 1650 code for a protein of 549 amino acids. Gene Ontology annotation, cellular component: cilium.